GCAGGUGUUGAACACGCGGCCGGACGGCGCCGCUUGCCAGGGAUCUCGGUUGGCCCGGCUGAACGUCCUGGAUCCCGCCGGCACUUAUGAGACUCUUUGUGAGUUCCCCUCGGACUGCUUCAACGCCUGCGGCAUCAAUCCGCGAGAUUCGAU
This is a messenger RNA of Symbiodinium sp. CCMP2456, 153 nucleotides long. The record is from the annotation of a GenBank genome assembly. Lineage: Eukaryota; Dinophyceae; Suessiales; Symbiodiniaceae.